UGGAUGCCUAGGUAGGCACCAUCAGUCCAACGGUGCAUCGCUCGCCCCUUCUGCGAGCUUUACUCCUACAAAGUGAGCGAUCUGUCAAACCAGAUCUGCAAAACAUUGAAGUCGCUUGCAGAAUACAACUUGUCCGAGUUAAGGAUCUCGACUGUGGGGAGGAGGGGCGUAUAUUGUAGGACCUUUCUCAUAUUGGUACAUAGCUCUGCUGAGAACGGAGGGAUGGUCCUUUUCAUUGACCCUGAGAUUUGUUGUACCCGACUCAAGCUUAAUAAAGGGAGACGAGACAAGUCCAAAGCCUUUUUUGCGCUUUCUCAAUCCUCAUUCUCGGAAACUCGUUUCUUUCGCCCCACUCACUGUAUUGCACAAUUGAUCGUGUUUGUCCCCGUCUUAUCUCACCUCGCGUCACCUCUCACACGGGUACCUGCCUACCCAUCUGCCUAUCUAAAAAGGUGGCCUGCAAGAGCGAGAACACUCGCUCAGCCGUGCAUAUGCAUGGGCAUUCACCCAACUGAACGUGGCCAAUGUUCGAAUAUCACCUACACAAAACCAUUUGCUCACAAGUUUCCACAGCCGAAACCACCUUACCGCCUGCAGCGUCUCGACUUCGAUAUUAUCUUGUUCGGACUGUAUUUAAAAUAUAUACACUCCAAUAGUACACCGCAUCGGCCCAGCAGCAACAAGCAAAUCCUUCUCCUUCCCUCAUCACUCACUCACUCUGUACCAUCCACGUACUGGAAUUUGGUGGUGGCCGAGUUGCCGCCAUGGCCGACGUCGAUUCACAAGCGCCGCCAGAGCAACGUCUCACCAAGGAAGAGUUUGCUGCGCUGCCUCCCAUUGACUUUGUGACGCUGG
Colletotrichum destructivum is the source of this 855-nucleotide messenger RNA. RefSeq lists its product as uncharacterized. The transcript has 2 exons. NCBI's taxonomy places the organism in Eukaryota, Fungi, Ascomycota, Sordariomycetes, Glomerellales, Glomerellaceae. The record is from RefSeq and is a predicted model, not a curated record. The coding region runs from base 223 to 849 and encodes 208 amino acids.